Messenger RNA from Annulohypoxylon truncatum, 3609 nucleotides. RefSeq lists its product as uncharacterized. The transcript has 5 exons. Bases 251 to 3493 code for a protein of 1080 amino acids. The record is from RefSeq and is a predicted model, not a curated record. Lineage: Eukaryota; Fungi; Ascomycota; Sordariomycetes; Xylariales; Hypoxylaceae.
GUGAAUGGCGCCCAGUAAUAGUACGUCCAUCACGUAUCGUCGCAAUAUCUGCAUAGAACCUGCAGGCUGUGUGCAAAAACGUCAACCAAGCCCCAGUACAGCCCCCAAGGUUGAUUAGGCGCAUUUUGGCAUAAGGCCCGGUUUGAUUUAUUACUGUUCCCCAGCUCCCCUCCAUUUCUCCUCUUUGGAUCUGAAAUAAUAAUGUGAUACAGUUUCCUUUCGCCAGUGAUAUUUUCACUGGCAACAGGUCAUGGCCGACCCCAUCGGCGUCAUCGGGACCGGGGUUGGCAUAGCAUCGCUCUGCAUUCAACUGUGCGGUGGAAUCGUAAAUUAUGUGAACGAUUUCAAAGACCGCGAUCCAUACGUCGCUAAAGUUACCGAAUAUCUUGACCACUUGCGAGAUUCCUUCAGCCUAGUCGAAUCUGCUAUACCAGCUUUCGAAAAUGAGCAACCUUCCCCGAGUCAGGCUCCCAACGCGAGCCAAACUCCCUCACCGAGUGAAAUAGUAAAGCUUCGCCUGCAGAACUGCGCAACCGAGCUAAAUUCUCUAUACCUCGAAGUUCAGAAGUACAAAUCUGCCGACGCUACUGACUUCAAAGAGAAGCUCAAAGAAACGAAGAAGAAGUUCCUAUUUCCAUUCACGCGUCCCGAAUUAGAGAAAAUGCUCGAUCGCCUUGAUCGAGUCAAUAGUAACCUCUCAUGGGCGAUUCGGGGGCUUGGCCUUCAUACUAAUGUAACAUUAAGUCAUGCACAAUCAUCGAAUCAUGGCAAGCUCCUGGCCGAGUUCGCGACUGUCCAUAAACAGAUCGAAAGUAUUCCUACGAGAAUAGAUGCUCUCGAGAUGAAUAUCCAAAGAAAUCAAACAGCUAUCGAAGCAGUCUCACAAGUCGCAGAAAGCAUAUUACUCAUCAACACUGAGAUUCGUUCGUCUAUUCCUCAGAUCAAUCAAAUACAGAUCGACACAUCCUCGAAUACGACUCUCUUACAUUCUAUUGAGACAAGUUGUCAGCAACGCGAUGUAAAUUUCGAAGAAAGCAUACGAGAGAUGAAAGCAAUGGUUCGAGGUAGCCAAAACGCAACAGAGGACUUAUGUAAGAUGAUGUCAAGCCCUGCUUUACAGAGAAGGUGGAUGGAUGCCUUAGCAGCCGUCCAGCCUGAUUCAACUCAAAAUAUACAACGAUCUAGACUCACUGCUCUACAACGCCGAGGCAAACGUUUCGUUGGUGACUGUGGCUGUCGCUCUCGUCGCCAAACAACUCGACGAGUUUCCAAAUGGCUCUUCUUAACUCGUCUUGAGGAGUCGGUCAUUGAUUUCUGUCAUGAGCCUGGAUGCCACAAAUAUCAAAACUCCGAGACAAGCCAAAAACACACUGUUGGUUUUGUCUAUACCGGUUUGUGUCAACUACUUAACGUUGCGCUUCAAGUCAGUCUCAUACGUCAAAGCGGCGCUGGUGGCGCCAGCAUCGCCCCAGUAUUUCGAUACUACGCAAUGGUAGACAGCGACCUGUCUCCAGCGUUUCGCAUUGUCGACACCAUAUCAGGGGCGCUUCGGUCUGUUAGAUAUGGUAGCCCAGAAGAUACAGAAGCGGCUUGCGACCAGAUCAUUAGUUUUGGAAUAUCGAAGUUGCGAAACAUCUUUAAUGCCAGAUUGUCAUCGCCAUCAGACGUUGAUGAAGUGGGGUUAACGCUAAUCGAAGCAUAUCUGUUUUCGAUUACAGGAACCUCCCCCUUUAGAGAGUCCGUAUAUCAUACCGGACUACUACGCUUAUUAGAUCUCAAUAUUCCUUGCAUAAGCAAUGCAACAGCAGAACACGGCGAGCUUUCUGCUUUUUGUUCCUGUUGCAAAUUAAUAUUGAAGCCUAAUUCGUCACAUUACGCCAUAAAUACGCUAGCCCCGUUGCUAGUCCAAAACACGCCUGGAGAUUAUGCCCAAGAGCUUUCUUCACUCUCCAGUUACUGGUCCUUUUCUAUAUCUGACCUACGGCGCCUCAUUCUCGAGGUAGAGGGUAUGGCUGAGAUAAUUGGUCUUGAUCAUCCACUUCUCCAUGCUAUAAUUAAAAAAGACGAGGGUUUAUUCGAGCGCUUGCUUCGGAUACUACCAUCAUCGCCUGAUAUGGUUAUAUCUACUUCCAUAUACGGGCUACUCCAUUUCGCAGCUUACUGGCCGAAAGGAUUGGAAUUGCUCCUUGAAGCCCGGCCGGAUCUCGAUUUGGAAAUGGAGUUCUUUCAUAAAACACCAUUGGAAGCGGCGGUACAGUCCAGUACUGAUCUUUGUCAAGAAGAGAAGGGUGCAUUAUGUCAGAAUUGCCCCUGUUUCGAAUCUACGGAAAUCUUAUUGAAGUGCCAUUCUCGGCUCCCUAAUAUCAUGAAACUUGGACUACCGUGUGCCACAACGAAGGUUGUUUAUACUAUACUUAACCAUAUCAAAGAAUGGCGACAGCAGCUCAAGGAUCUAGCGAAAAGGGAACUCUCCAGCGCCGAAAAAAGUCAGUUCAGCCUUUACGAUUCAUCUGUGUUGGAUCAUUCAGCAUGCGAUGUAAUUCGAAGAUUAGAGGCAAGGGGCAUUUCCCCAUCCAAGCAUUUUGGGUUAGAUCCAGACGAUUAUCGUCUUUUCCCAUCUUCUUCAAGGUCUACUAGGUCAGAUUCCAUAUAUCAUCACAUAAGUGAUGUCCGUACAGCCCAGAUUGCCUUCGAGUUGGGAUUCAGAGAUGUCGAUGUGUCUAAUGGAGUAGAGACACCAAUUAUGCGUUUAUGUUGGAAAUUCGGACGCUUCGGGUGGCUUCUUGCCCGGGGUGCAAAUGCUACAAAUCUUUUGCCUGGGGAGAGAGGAUUUUCAGGACAAACGGCUGCCCAUCGAUUCAUGAGAAGCUUUAAAUCUGCAGACGUUCCUAUCCAACUGCACCUCCUUAGCAUCUUCAGGAGGUUCAGUGCACUGCAGAUCGAGGAUAAUUGUCGAUGCAGCUGCUGCAAUACGGGACAUGGGUGCAGUCCUUUGAAAGCGUACAUUAACUCAUUCUUUCAUAAUCCCAGGCCGACAUGGGGGGACCUUUCCUCGAAGGUGCAUGAAGUCUGCGACUUACUAGCUGCUCUUGAGGCUGAUGGCGAAUCUACAUCUGCCAUGGCCAACACAUUUAUACGAGGUAUUACGUUCGAAGCUUUGGGGAUCAAGCAUACGUGCUGCGAGCAUAAAAUCGCAUUCCGGUACCAUGGUUCUGGAGAUGAAUUGCUACUAGGCGAACUUGAGAUAUGGGUGGCUGGAUUUAAGAAAAAGUUCAAAUCUUGCGGGCAACCUCUCUCUGCUUUCCUCAGGGGCUAUUGGGAAAGGCAUAUGGGUCGUGUCUACAGAAAGAAGGAAGCUGAACGCCGGACUUUAUGGGCAAGUUUCCCAAUUAAGAGUGGUCCAGAAGUGGCAUCUCAAGACGAUGAGAAAUCUAUGGAACAUUGGAUCCGUUUGAUGAAUAAAAUUCACCCAGAUGUAGGUGGGACAAAAUAAGAUAUUGUAUUAGUACGGGAGGUCAGUCAAGCCCUAUAUUGAUGACUUUACUUAAUCAAUAUAAAAGUACAUCAAAAUUUAAUUCAAAUUUUUUUUUUAAAAGUAACAUAAACAAA